This is a messenger RNA of Nicotiana attenuata, 909 nucleotides long. RefSeq lists its product as uncharacterized. Gene Ontology annotation, cellular component: spindle pole. The transcript has 4 exons. Bases 28 to 720 code for a protein of 230 amino acids. NCBI's taxonomy places the organism in Eukaryota, Viridiplantae, Streptophyta, Magnoliopsida, Solanales, Solanaceae. The record is from RefSeq and is a predicted model, not a curated record. Gene Ontology annotation, biological process: mitotic cell cycle; spindle organization; establishment of meiotic spindle localization. Gene Ontology annotation, molecular function: protein binding.
CAUGCGUCAUUUUUCACUCAGGCAUACAUGAAAGGUUACCUUGCAAGAAAAGACUUAAGAGGGCAGCUUCUUGAUUUGCGUCUGAGAGUACAAAAAUCUGCUGCAAAUGUUGAUGAUGGUAUGCGCAUAAUAAACAGGCUUGUUGCAGCACUGUCAGAACUUCUGAAUAUGAGAAGUGUCAGCGACAUUCUUCGUAUCUGUGCAACUCUGAAUAUGGCAACACAACAUUCACAAAAAUGUUGUGAAGAACUUGUUGCUGCGGGUGCUGUUGGUACAUUGUUAAAGCUGAUCAGCUCUCUCAGCCGGAGCCUACCUGAUCAAGAAGUUACAAAACAUGCACUCUCCACUCUCAGAAACCUUUCCCGAUAUCCACACUUGAUUAAUGUAAUAAUUGAUAGCUGUGGAUCAGUGGAAACAAUCUUGCGGGAGUUUUUAAGAAAUAAAGAAGAGGGAUAUUUCAUUGCGUCAGACCUUUUGAAGAAGAUAUUCACAGAGAAAACAGGUGUUGAAGCUGUGCACAAGUUGCCUGCUCUUUUGAGGAGACUACGCGAUCAUGUAGAAGAACUUUCACGGAAAGCAAAACCCGACAAGUGGUCCAGGACUCCACAGCCACAUGCAAGGAAAGAGCUGGACAAAAGAUUGAGAGAAGCUGUUGAGAUAUUGGAAUUGAUUAAAGUGUCCCUCGGAAAUCCAACUAGACGACUCUCUUACAAGGUGUAAGAAUUUUCUUACUAGUUGGAUAGGAGUCUUUGUCUUUGUUGAUAUUGUUAUAUAUGCAUUUAGUACAUCAUGUUUAGCAAGAUGGAAUAGAAACUUUCCUUGCAGUUCAGUUAGUGAAUUGUGAAGAUAACUUCACUGAAUACUUCUCAUUCUCCAACACCAUCCUUAAUCUAACUUUUAGUUAGUCCA